AUCUGCAGGAGUUGUACUGCAACAUGCCUCAAUGUAAAACUGCUGGCCAUAUAAUCAAAUCUCUCAACUCAUUACGAAUGCAGUGUAUGGCUAGUGUAAACUCCACUGUGCAUCAUAUACAUGAACUUAUUCCAACAACAGAACUUCCUGCAGCCAAAAGAUAUAUUGGAAUGUCAAGAUCAAAACGAGGACUUUUUGAUUUCGUGGGAAAAAUCUCGAAAUCACUUUUUGGUACAGCGACAUCAGAUGACAUUGCCACUCUACAACGCCAUAUGCAGACAUUGAACAAUAACAACAUCCAACUGGCAAAAGCCAUGGCCCAUCAGGACCAACAUUUAUCAUCUUUUAUUGAUGCUGUAGACAAAAGAUUCAACAAUGUCAUGUCUGCAAUACUUAAAAAUCACCAGGAUGCUGUAGCUCUCUCAGACCUAGCCCAUAGAUCAAUGGACGCUUUGGACCAUGAGUUCAUAAUCCUCACACAACUAAUCAUUAAGCAAACAAAUGUUUCCGCGCAACUUGAGAAGGAGCUUGAGCACAUAAAACUUGGAUUACACGAUUUGGUCAAAGGCAAGCUCUCUCCUUUCCUGUUGACACCACAUAUCUUAAGAUCGUCUAUCCUUCAAGUCCAAGACAUCAUUACAAACAACUUUCCACAUUUCCAUGUUGCAAAUAAGGACCCACUGUAUUACUAUUCGAGGGGAGAAUUCCUGUUCACAAGACGCCACUCGCACCUGUACUUAACCUUAAAGAUUCCUAUAUCUCCAUUCCAACAACCGAUGACCAUGUACAGGGUAUACUCAUACCCUGUACCAGUCAAUUCCAGUUCCAAUCAUGCUACGCAGCUAAUAGAUCUACCAUCUUACUUCUUACACACAGCCGAUAACCAACAUUAUGCCACCAUUACCUCUGAAAAGAUAUCGCAAUGUACAGGAACAACAACAUUGUUUUGCAGCUUCAAUAUGCCAAUGACAGCCUCUGCAUCUCCCAGUUGUUUGUCAGCUGUCUUCUUUAAUCAAAAAGAUGCAGUCAGUAGUCUAUGUGAUUUUCGAUUUCUAAUGAACAUGCUGCCCCCAGCUGUGUACGAACUGUCGCCGUCAAACCUGCUGCUGUAUCGAACAUCAAUGCUUGCACUGGACUGCCCCAAUGGUCAACGAAUUCUUAAAGGCUGUUUCUUUUGCAUCGUCAGAUUACCAUGCAGAUGUUCCAUAACAACCAACAACCUUUACUUACCUCCACGACUGGGCAAGUGCAACAAUCAAACCGAUAAAGUUACCAUUCUACAUCCUGUGAAUUUAGCCCUCCUCCAACAAUUUUUCCAUGAAAAUUCCCACUCAACAAUUUUUGGCGACACCAUCUUUGAAGAACUAGUACAUGUCAAAAUUCCUGAUUUUCAUAUCUUCAACCAUUCCUUCUCCAAGUUUUUGGCCAACGACAAAGAACAACAUCUUAGCCUAAAACGCAUCGCCAAAGCUGUUAAACAUGAUGGAAAGGUUUUCAAAAACCUCGCAGAAUCCAUGAUUGCAGGAAGAGUAGACUUUGCGAUCGACAACUGGCCAGACACAAGUGGUAUUUUGGCUAUUGUCGCAACUUCAGUUGGAUUCUUUGGACUUGUAUUCAGCAUUUGGUCAUGCUACAAAAUUCGGACUGUUCUACUUCCUGUUCUACUUCUGCAUCAAGUCCAUUCAACUGCCGCCUCAACAAUCAAGCCAACCAUCUCCUUCAUUUACCACCAGUCCAAAGAUGACACACCAGCGACCAGUAUUAAAGAAAACAUUUAUGCCACAUUUUCCACUCCCUGGCCUUAUGUUUCCCUUUCUGUACUAACAACAAUCCUAGUGAUUGCAUGCAUUACUAACCUAUGGCAGAAAUUUCAACGCUCACACAAAACCUCACUCCAUUUAGAACUUACAACUGGACCUACCUGUGAACUCAUCACUCUACUAACCCUUCCACUUUGCCCUCACAAUUGGAACAUUCAAACCCCCCAGGACAUUUCAUCUAUCCAUAUCACCACUUCAUAUUUCAUUUUACACUACCUUCACAUUCAGUGCACUGAUUUCACCAUCACUAACACUCACACCAAUCGCUCCAUUGACGUCCCUACAACAAUUUUAAUUUCCCCAUUAACAGCUAGGAAGAUUCGUAACAUUCUUCAGCAUCCUUACACAGCAUAUUUUCUGUUGUCACAUCACCAAUAUUUCAAAAUUUUGUAAGCUUUUACAUCCUCGCCAAUUUUUGAUAUGGGCAUGACUUACGUGUGUAUGUAAGUGUUUCGUUUUGUUUACCUUUAGAAAGUCAUUAUUUUUUUUUGUGUUGAAACUAUGAAUAUCACAAUUUGUUUGAUGAUCAACACAAUAUAUUUUAUACCAUGAGAUGUGUACAUCAUUAUUUUUUUUUUCUCUCAUUCCAGUACUCCAUUUGAUUACAUGUGUAUUCAUUUGUGUACAUGUAUAUAUGUGUAUAUUUUCCUUUAGUACACGUACAUGCAAUGUAGAUAUACCUAUAUGUUUUUUGUGUUUUGUUUUUGUGGGUUUUUUUUUUUGUUAUUACUUGCCAUUGACUGUCCAUAUAGGUAUCUUAUUUUCAUUUUUGAGGACAAAAAUUUUUCUGACCAAGAGGGAAUUAUCAUAGUGUCAUUUUGACCCUUAAAUAUAUUUUUCUAUUUUUGCUCAUUUCAAAAUAUAUUUUAUAUUUUUAAUUAUAUUGACCAUAUAAGAUAUAUUAUUUGCAAAUUGUGUCUGCGCGGAUUUACUUAGGGAAAAAGCCUUUAGCCAUUCGACAGUAUUUUUCGUAAAAAGUUGUGAAAUCAAUUAGUGCCAUUUUAAGUAAUCAAAAGUAAGUUAUUUAGAUUCAUCUGUCGAAGGAUUCCUGUUUUCUUAAUUACGUAAUAGUCAUUGUAAUGCAAAGCCCUCGUGUCAAUCCGUUUCUUUGAUGUCGAGAAUGAGUUAAUCUUCUCUCACGGCUUUUUGGGAACAAUUAAUGGCAAGAAUAACUCAACACCGGGACAGGGGACGCUAUAGGGUUUUUGUCCGAUCACUUUUGCGACGGACAUCAACCAAUAAACAUAUAAUUUUACAUUGUCUCCUGUCCUGUGUUUCAGGUAUGUAGAUUUUAUUUGUUCUUUGUAUUUUUAAUUUUUAUCACAUUUAUAGAAAACUGGUUAUGCUGCUGAACUUUUUAGUAAUGAUUUAAUAUCAUCAAAUUGUGUCAUGAGAAUUUUGCAUUUAGCUGUAUUAUUUUUAAAUUACCAGUAAGGUUUAUCUCACUUAGGUAAUGUGUAAGAAUCAAGUAACAACAUUUUUCUAUUUAGCUUACUGUACAUAUUUUUGAUUAGAAACUGAUUUUUAAGUUUAAGCACUUUUCGGAUAUUGUAUAUCCGCCAUAUACGGGUUUUACAUUUAGUUAUGUAAACACUACAUUUUGUGCAAACGCGCAGUCCAUCUUGCUGUUUUUCCUAUUUAUUCGUUACAAAAAGAAAUAUGCAGAAAGUAUCAAUGUUUAAAGAAUUUAGUUAUCACCAUAACCCCAAUCACACGGUGAUA
This is a messenger RNA of Magallana angulata, 3542 nucleotides long. RefSeq lists its product as uncharacterized. The transcript is spliced from 2 exons. Bases 24 to 2213 code for a protein of 729 amino acids. NCBI's taxonomy places the organism in Eukaryota, Metazoa, Mollusca, Bivalvia, Ostreida, Ostreidae. The record is from RefSeq and is a predicted model, not a curated record.